Messenger RNA from Ictalurus furcatus (blue catfish), 2214 nucleotides. It is a transcript of the gene asb14b, whose product is annotated as ankyrin repeat and SOCS box containing 14b. NCBI's taxonomy places the organism in Eukaryota, Metazoa, Chordata, Actinopteri, Siluriformes, Ictaluridae. Gene Ontology annotation, biological process: intracellular signal transduction. Gene Ontology annotation, molecular function: protein binding. The record is from RefSeq and is a predicted model, not a curated record. Bases 414 to 2168 code for a protein of 584 amino acids. The transcript has 9 exons.
UGUCAGAGAUCAGUGGAGUGCUGCAUGGCAUGGAGUGUUGCAUCAUUAAACAGCAUUUCAUUCAGAGGUGUGGAUAAACAAGCUGUCCUUUAUAGAGGCACACAGAGCUUUCAGUUGUUUGCCAGUAAUGCUUAUACCUCAUAUGUUCGAGUUAAUUGUAUAAAAGCUUGUUGCAUGAGUCCUAAUGAUUACUAUAUUAAAGCUAUUAUUACACAAUACCACACUUAGCAAAUGUUUUGCUAGGAUCUGAUUACUAUGGCUAUCUAUACAGACGAUACAUGUAGUGGAAUCUAACCGUAUCCCAUUUAAACCAACAUAACUUAUGACAAACACACCUUGCACCAAAACACUUCUAGAUGUAUCAUUAAAUUCCAUUUGGCUUUUGUGGUUCCACUGAAUUAAAAGUGUGUAAGAUGGAAGGCCUGUAUGAUGAUGAGGAGUGGGAUGAAGAUGAAGCAACACAAUACAUGAUUGAGCAGAGUCUGUUGGAAUAUAGCAUGUGCAGAGAUGAAACUCCAAGUGAUCCUACACUAGAAUACAUUGAUCAUGAAGAAAUUUUUACAGCCAUAUGUGCAGGAAAUGAGGAUGCCUUGCAGAUGCUUGUGAAGCACAAGGCAGCCAUGUCCAUGGCAGACAAAAGGGGAUGGAUCCCUCUACAUCAAGCAGCAGUACAGCAGAAAAAGAGCAUUUUGGAGAUCACUUUUUCAGCAUCUCCUCGGGGGUCGAGUGAGUCCCGCACGCUGAAAGGAGAGACUCCUCUGUUUCUUGCCGUUGUGAAUGGUCUCAGAGAGAAUGCUACAUUCCUGCUCCAGAAUGGCUGCAACCCUGACUGUCAGAAUGAGGAUGAGGACUCUGCAUUAGUUGCAGCUAUAAAGAAUAAUCAAUACGACUUGGCCUCUCUUCUUCUACGUUAUAAUGCUACAGUGGACCAAAAAGGCAGCCUCCAGAGAACUGCUCUGCAUGAAGCAUCUCUGUUGGGCCUAGAGGACUGUGUGUACCAGCUUCUCCAGGCUGGUGCCAACCCAGAUGCCUGUGAUGCCACUGAACAUACACCUUUAGGACUCGCAGCCCAAGCUGGGCAUUUGAAUGUUGUGGAAAUCCUACUACAGAAAGGGGCCAGCAUACGGUCAAAGCUUCACUCUGUAGAGUCUGUAUCAGUGCUGUUUGAGGCAGCAGCAUCUGGAAACCCUGAUAUAAUCUCGCUGCUUUUGGAGUACGGAGCUGACCCCAACACUCCCACACACACAGGCCAUCUGCCCAUUCACCAUGCUGCUUAUCGAGGCCAUCUGCUAGCACUGGAACAGCUGAUCCCAGUGACUACAAAAGAGGCCAUUAAGGAGAGUGGCAUGAGCCCAUUACAUUCAGCCGCUGCAGGUGGACACACUCAAUGUCUUGAGCUGCUCUUGAAUGCUGGGUUUGACCCCAACUUCAUGCUCCAUCCGCGGGUGCGCAGAAACUACGAGGAUGAGCGCAGAUCAGCACUUUUUUUUGCUGUGUCAAACAGCGACGUGCAGUCAACGAGAUUACUGCUGAAGGCUGGUGCUAUGUCAAACCAGGACCCUGUUAAAUGUCUGCAAGUAGCCAUGCACCUGGGCAACUACGAAUUGAUCAACACGCUGCUGCGCUAUGGCGCGAAUGUGAACUACUACUCGCGUGUAAAUACGACACACUUCCCCUCGGCCCUGCAAUAUGCACUGAAAGACGAGGUGAUGCUCCGGAUGCUGCUAAACCAUGGCUAUGAUGUACAGCGCUGUUUUGACUGUCCCUAUGGCCAGGGAUCUCACGUCCCUGUGGACUACGAGGGCUGGAGCGUCUCUGUGAUAAGAGAUGUAGUGUUCUGUGAAGUGAUAACAGUGUCCUGGCUCAAAGACUUUACAGGCCAGGUGGUAAGAAUCUUGCUGGAUUAUGUCGACCAUGUCAGCUUCUGCUCCAAACUGAAGAGCAUCCUGGCAGAACAGAAACAGUGGCCAGAAAUAUGCAAGAUUCAAGAAAACACUCGAAGCCUGAAGCAUUUAUGCCGUCUUAAGAUCCGUGAGUGCCUUGGUCGUCUGCGCCUUCGGGCUCCAGUUUUUAUCAGCUUUUUACCUCUGCCAAACACUCUGAAGGACUAUAUCCGGUUCAAAGAGUAUGAUAUUUACAGCAAAGGAAGCAUGGCAGAACUUGAAUAAUACAGAAAAAUUUCAUGUUCAUUGUCUUUAGUUAGUUUUUUUUUUU